AUGGCACAAGAACGGAGCAAACGAAUGAUCAACACGGCGGGAUGCAUAAUCAUAGGCGAUGAGGUACUCGGCGGCAAGACCGUCGAUACCAACUCCGCCUGGUUCGCCAAAUACUGCUUCUCCCUCGGCAUCAACCUCAAACGGAUCGAAGUCAUUUCCGACGAUGAAGACGAGAUCAUUGAGGCCACGCGACGCAUGAGCAAGAACUAUGAUUUCGUCAUUACAUCAGGCGGUAUUGGCCCAACUCACGACGAUAUCACGUACCAAUCCAUCGCCAAGGCUUUCGAUCUGCCAUUGAUAUUGCAUGAAGAGACAUUGGAGAAGAUGAAGAAGCUGUCGAAGCCUCGACCUGGCCAGGAGAACUUCUCGUGGGACGAGGACACGCCUGCGAGGAAGGCAAAGAUGAGGAUGGUGGAGCUGCCGUAUGAUAAGAACUUACCGGACGAGAUCCAGGUGAUCUUUGCUGCUGAGGACUUGUGGGUGCCGAUCAAUGUGGUCAAUGGCAACAUCCAUAUCUUCCCAGGCAUACCUCGACUAUUCGAGAAGAUGCUAACGGGAUUGAAACCACGUCUGGUUCCUCGUCUUACAGAUCCCGAGGGCAAGGGCGUGUAUCGGGUGUUGUUCAGUACACCUUUGCCGGAGAGUGAGGUGGCUGGAUACUUGACGGAGUUGGCUGGCAAGGUCAAGGAGAAGGGCAUCAACGUGGGCAGCUAUCCUCGAUGGGGCAAGUCGAGGAACACGGUCACGCUUGUGGGACGGGACAAAGAGUUCAUGGACUCUCUCAUUCCUGAGGUCGAGAAGAAUGUCAAGGGUCGGAGAGUCGAGGUGGAGGGCGAGGACGACGAUGAUGGGAGUGACAAAGAUGCAUGA
Recurvomyces mirabilis is the source of this 870-nucleotide messenger RNA. RefSeq lists its product as uncharacterized. The record is from RefSeq and is a predicted model, not a curated record. Bases 1 to 870 code for a protein of 289 amino acids. NCBI's taxonomy places the organism in Eukaryota, Fungi, Ascomycota, Dothideomycetes, Mycosphaerellales, Teratosphaeriaceae. The transcript is spliced from 2 exons.